Rosa chinensis is the source of this 1745-nucleotide messenger RNA. RefSeq names its product labd-13Z-ene-9,15,16-triol synthase, chloroplastic. Gene Ontology annotation, molecular function: monooxygenase activity; iron ion binding; oxidoreductase activity, acting on paired donors, with incorporation or reduction of molecular oxygen. The record is from RefSeq and is a predicted model, not a curated record. Bases 10 to 1599 code for a protein of 529 amino acids. Lineage: Eukaryota; Viridiplantae; Streptophyta; Magnoliopsida; Rosales; Rosaceae. The transcript is spliced from 2 exons.
UGUGCCAUAAUGUGGUCAUCAAUGUGGGAUGCUAGCAAUGAGAAACAUGGAGAUCUCAAAGCAGGUCUCACCAUCUUCAUCGUCAUCAUGACAGCUGUUGGUUUCUGGUUCCUCCAGACUUGGAAUAAGCACUCGAGGAACCCGAAACAAGGUUCAUUGCUGCCUGGCCCUCGUGGUGUUCCACUACUCGGUUACCUUCCAUUUUUCGGUACCAACCAUCACCAUCUGUUGACAGACUUGUCAAGGGUUUAUGGCCCAAUUUACAGGAUCCAGCUUGGUACCAAACUAGGCAUUGUGGUCAGCUCACCAUCGUUAGUGAAAGAAGUGGUUCGUGACAAAGACACAAUAUUUUUCAACCGCGACCUUACAGUGGCACAACGAAUUCUCUCAAAUGGAGGAUCCGAUAUAAUCUUUGGGACUGACGUUCCAAAGUGGAGGAAGAUGCGCAAGAUGCUCGUGAGUCAAAUGCUAUGUAAAACCAACCUUGAUGAUUGUUAUGCUCUGAGAAAACAAGAGGUUGUGAAGUCAAUUAGGCAUGUUUAUAAUGAAAAAAUUGGGACCCCAAUUGAUUUUGGGCAAUUUGCAAUGUCCACAACCUUCAACACAUUCUUGCGCAUGUUAUGGGGUGGGACUCUACAAGAAGAGAAGGCAUUUGAUGUUGGAUCUGAGUUUAGAAAGGUAGCGGCGGAAACCCUCUGGUUACUUCAGAGAGGAAACGUCUCGGACUUUUUCCCUGUGCUUGCUAGGUUUGAUAUACAGGGAAUUAGGAGCCGAGCAAAGAAGCUUUUGUCAGUAACUGAAAACAUGCUCGAUUCGAUCAUAGAAACUCAGAUGAAUAAGGAUCAAAAUGAGGGAGUACCAAAAAAAGAUGAAGGGAAGGGCUUUCUGCAGCUCCUCUUGGAAAAUACUAUAAAUCAAGAUAGUGCAACAUCACUUACAAUGAAACAAGUGAAGGCCUUGCUCUCGGACAUUGUGGUGGGAGGAAACGACACCACAUCAAGAAUAAUGGAAUGGGCAAUGUCUGAGCUGAUGCAACAUCCGAAUGAAAUGAGAAAAGUCCAAGAAGAACUAACAGAAAUUGUGGGGAUAAACAACUUAGUUGAAGAGUUUCAUUUGCCAAAAUUACAUUAUUUAGAUGCAGUGAUCAAGGAGACAUUUCGUUUGCACCCUGUAGUACCACUUCUAGCGCCUCGGUGUUCAAGCCAAUCCACCACCAUUGGUGGCUAUUACAUACCUAAAGGUUCCAUUGUUUUUCUCAAUGCUUGGGCCAUACACAGAGAUUCAAGUGUCUGGGACGAUCCCUUGGAAUUUAGACCCCCAAGGUUCCUAAACACUGAUACAAGCAACAGCUUUGGGUACCAGGGUAAUAAGUUUCACUAUCUUCCAUUUGGUUCGGGGAGAAGAAUAUGUCCUGGGAUUCCCUUAGCAGAUAGGAUGCUACUCUAUGUGUUAGCUUCAUUUUUGCAUUCGUUUGAGUGGACAUUGCCUAAUGACGCAACGGUUGACCUUUCAGACAAAUUUGGGAUUGUGACAAAGAAAAAGGCUCCACUUAUUGUUGUACCAACACCCAGGUUAUCCAAUUUGGAGCUCUAUGCUUAAAAUCAAUUUCCUUAAUGCCAAUGUUAAUCAUGCAUGCAGGUGAUGCAACAAGCACUUGGCUAUAGCUGUUUCUGGUCCAACUGUUCCCUAAUUCUUAAUUGUUGUGUGCUUUGAUAUAUAGUGUAAAAAUAAAUGGAGAACGCAUG